This is a messenger RNA of Bombyx mandarina (wild silkworm), 1238 nucleotides long. RefSeq names its product pleckstrin homology domain-containing family A member 3. Gene Ontology annotation, cellular component: early endosome; trans-Golgi network; recycling endosome. NCBI's taxonomy places the organism in Eukaryota, Metazoa, Arthropoda, Insecta, Lepidoptera, Bombycidae. Gene Ontology annotation, biological process: receptor recycling; endosome organization; retrograde transport, endosome to Golgi. The record is from RefSeq and is a predicted model, not a curated record.
AUGGAGGGAGUUUUAUGGAAAUGGACAAAUUAUUGGAACGGAUGGCAGACAAGAUGGUUUGUGUUAGAGAAUGGUAUACUUUCUUAUUAUAAAUCACAAGAUGAAGUAGUUCAGGGAUGUAAAGGAUCAGUGAAAGUAUCUGUUUGUCAAAUAAAUGUUAAUACUAUUGACAACACAAGAUUGGAUCUAGUGAUACCGGGUCAACAGCAUAUGUACUUAAGGGCACCUUCUCCUCAAGAUAGACAAAAAUGGCUUGUGGCAUUAGGAAGUGCCAAGGCAUGUGUUGACGCACAAGAUAUAAAAGGUAUAAUCUUCGAGGAUACAAAUACUUUGAGUCAUAAAAAAUCUGAAUUGCGUUUGUAUUGUGAUCUCAUGAUGCAGCAAGUUCAUGCAGUGAAAAGUGCGGCAAAUGCAGAUACUGGUCCUGAAUUACAGACUAUUAAUGAUGCAACAAGUUUACUCACAGCAACGUGUGAUACAUUCAUCAGAACGCUGGAAGAUAUAAUGAAGCUUGCACCUCCAGGAGCUCCACCAACCACUCCAUAUGAAAUGCCCAUACCCAAUUUAAUAAUCACAAAAAACAACUCUUCAAAUAAAAUGCCUAGACAAUCACUAAGUAGAACUUUAUCACAAGAGAAUAGAUGAAUAUUUUAGGUAGGCUUGUAAAACAAAAAAAAAAACUAUUAUGCCAAUAGUAAUUGUCUUACGAAAUUGAAAUUGUUAGGACAUGAGUUAGUGUAAACCAUUCUUAGUUUGGUGUGUAAACGUAAUCUGUUGACAUGUAUGGUUACUGUGGCCUUGUAGGGAACAUCUUAUUCAUAGGCAUUUAUUAUGAAAAAGUUCCCAUUCAUGUGCUUACAAUUUACCAUUGUAACAUCUACAAAAUGUGCGUGUUGAAAAUGUACACCCUAUUUGAAUUCAAUUAAAUUUAUCUAUCAUACUAUAUUAUUAUAUCCUUUUGUGAAUAAUAUCUCGUGCACUAGUAGUCAUUCAUAAGUUUUCUUUUUCACUUUUUUUUAGGAUAUAUAUUUAAGGUAUGUUCCUUUAUUAUAACUUGGAGGUUGGACAUCAGCAGUACAACACAUAUUAUUAUAUUGAUGAUGAGAUGAUUCCAAUAAAUCAAUUCAAUAAAAGCUAUUAUUUUAUAUUUAAAUUUACAACUGUUCAAAAUUAGUAGUUUUUAAAUCACAUUUUUUAAUUAUCUACCAUUCAUUACUGAUGUUUGAUAGUUUCAAGUG